Syngnathus typhle (broad-nosed pipefish) is the source of this 11570-nucleotide messenger RNA. RefSeq names its product teneurin-3-like. NCBI's taxonomy places the organism in Eukaryota, Metazoa, Chordata, Actinopteri, Syngnathiformes, Syngnathidae. The record is from RefSeq and is a predicted model, not a curated record. Gene Ontology annotation, molecular function: protein heterodimerization activity; protein homodimerization activity; cell adhesion molecule binding. Bases 891 to 9161 code for a protein of 2756 amino acids. The transcript has 54 exons. Gene Ontology annotation, cellular component: neuron projection; membrane. Gene Ontology annotation, biological process: neuron development; heterophilic cell-cell adhesion; signal transduction.
UACGCACGCGGUCGGGGACGUCAGGAUUGGACGCUGCAGGGGAUCCCCAGCACUCCGUUUCUGCCUCGCUUGGCGCAUCAUCAUUUUACCGGGAUGGGAGAUGCGAUUGUGCCGUCUCCCGUUUGCAGAGGGCAGCACUUGCAGAGCGCUGCUUCUCGCUGCUGCGAAACCGCAUCGUCCCCUUUCUUUUUCUCGCUCUGACUAUAUUAAUACGCUGCUCCUCUCCAAAAAGAAAGCGCAAAGGGGAACUCUUAGUUCACCUCUUGUGACCUGAACUAUGCUUUGAGGGGGAACUAAAACAUUAAGCCUUUGACUCUUUGUUACUUUGCGUUGUGUUUGAUAGCGUUUGGGACAGCCGACUCCAUCACCGCCACUCAUUAUUGGUGAUUCGAGGUGCUGACAGCCGCGCAAAUAGGGUUGCAUUGGAUAUGAAUAAUCCAUCCUCAUUCUCGCAUGGGCGGAGCUUUGAUUUCUAGAAAGCACACACUUUAAAAAAGCAUCUAACGAUAUUAACACAAGACAAUUUCUUCCGUCACAUUAAGGCAGCAGAUAAGAAUUCUUUGAAUGGUACCAAAGUGCUGAAAAUGAGGGUGCGCGUUCAAUAUUACUGGGUUUCGCUUUCUUGUUGAUUUACCGUUUUUAUAAUUAAACAGCGAGGCAGAGACUGACUGUGCCAAUCUCAAUGGAAGAAGUUUCUUGCUUUUUCCUUUUCUUUUUUUCGCCUUGUGUAGAGGAACCGGCAUACACGAGGGAGAGAACGCGCUGGGACAUACAGGAGGAGAUCUGCCCUCCAUCUUCCGUAAUCCAUUUUCUUCCUUUAAAUCUCUCUUUCUUUUUUCUCUCUACCUAUCUUUCUUCCUGUCAACUAAGCUGUUACACAGCAUGCCUCAAUGUUUGCCAGCAACACCAGUGGAAGCAUUAUGGAAGUGAAAGAGCAACGUCUAUACUGCUCACUCACUAAGGCCCACAAGGACAAGGAGGGGGCAUAUCCUGGGAACAGUGAAGACUGUGCUGUUGGCCACCAAGAAGUACGUGUUCCAACCCAGAAGUCUUACUCCUCUAGUGAGACCCUCAAGGUCUUUGACCAGCACCAAGACCAGACCAGGUUAUUUUAUGGGACAUCGAAAGGACACAAGGACAUGGUUCAUCGCGAACAAGAUGAGUACAGCAUAGAUGGUCAUCAUUUUAGUCUCCGUCAACUGGGCAUCUGCGAUCCACCAUCAGGCCAAGGCCUAGCAUUCUGCUCUGAGAUGUGCCUCCCCCACGGUGGUUUCUCUGUUGCUACAGCCCAGGACCAAGAUGUGGACAGUCAAGCUAUGAUGUCACCAGAGAGAGCUAUGCGGCUAUGGGACCACGGAGGUUUGGGAAAGUCAUCUCAGAGUUCCUGUUUAUCCAGCCGCUCCAACUCAGUGCUGACUCUUACCGAUACCGAACACGAGAACAAGUCCGACAGUGAGAACGAGCAACCAACCAAUCACCACAGCUCUACUCUGCCUCCAGUGGCAACCCCAUAUCGUCAGCAGCCCUCAGUAACAGCUCUCAACCAGUCACUAGGCUCUGCACAUCAUCCUGGUCAGUUGCUGAAUUCCACACGGCAACUAACUCCUCCUACUGGAAGCCCGGCUCCUGUGGCCGGCCAAUCACCUGCCGAGCUGCAGACCACAUCCCCAGAGAGCGUCCCGCUGCAAGACAGCUGGGUGCUGGGUAGCAAUGUGCCUCUGGAAACAAGGCACUUUCUUUUUAAGACAGGUACAGGUACCACGCCCCUCUUCUCCACAGCAACACCUGGCUACACUAUGGCGACAGGCUCAGUGUACUCCCCUCCUACUAGACCUUUGCCAAGAAACACCUUGUCCCGCUCUGCCUUCAAGUUUAAAAAAUCCUCCAAAUAUUGCUCAUGGAGGUGUACAGCACUCAGUGCCGUUGGACUGUCUGUACUGCUCUCGAUCUUGCUGUGUUACUGCAUAGCAAUGCACCUGUUUGGUCUGAACUGGCAGCUACAGGAGAGUGAGGGAUAUGGAGCAUUUGAAAAUGAAGGAGUGGGAAGAGAUACAACUCCCAACACCUUCAUGAUAUCCACAGACAAUGGUAAAAUCCUCCUAGAAAAUAAUACAAUAGACACAGGAGAAGUGGAUGUGGGCAGAAGAGCAAUUCAAGAUGUCCCUCCAGGUGUGUUUUGGCGGUCACAGCUUUACAUUGACCAACCACAGUUCCUGAAAUUUAACAUCUCAGUGCAGAAAGAUGCUCUUGUUGGAGUGUAUGGACGGAAAGGAUUACCACCUUCACACACACAGUAUGACUUUGUGGAGCUGCUUGAUGGAAGUCGACUAAUUUCCAAAGACAAGCGAUCCUUGAGUGACACAGAAACGACACUCGUAAACUCACUUGGAAGUUUUGAAAAGGACCCUGGAGGAGAGAUCCGUCACAGACGAUCAGUUUACACACACGAGGCUGGCUUCAUCCAGUACCUGGACACAGGCAUUUGGCAUCUGGCAUUUUACAAUGAUGGACGCAAUAUAGAACAAGUGUCUUACAAUACUAUCUUCAUCGAGUCGAUUAUGGAGUGUCCCCAGAAUUGUCAUGGAAACGGAGAUUGUCUCUCAGGAAUAUGCCAUUGUUUUCCAGGAUUUCUGGGGCCUGACUGCUCUCGAGCAUCCUGUCCUGUGCUGUGCAGUGGAAAUGGCCAGUAUUCCCGUGGACGCUGCCAGUGCUAUAGUGGGUGGAAAGGCACGGAGUGUGAUGUGCCCUACAACCAAUGUAUUGACAUCCAUUGUGGAGGACAUGGUAUUUGCAUUAUGGGCGCCUGCAUCUGCAAUACUGGUUAUCAAGGAGACAAUUGUGAAGAAGUGGAUUGCAUAGAUCCUAGUUGUUCAGCUCACGGGGUAUGUAUUCAUGGUGAGUGUCACUGUCAGCCAGGCUGGGGUGGAGCCAGCUGUGAAAUUGCCAAGGCUAUGUGUCCGGACCAGUGUUCAGGUCAUGGCACAUAUAACACAGAAACCAGCACCUGUACCUGUGACCAGAAUUGGACUGGGCCAGAUUGCUCAUUGGAGGUGUGUGAAGUGGACUGUGGAAGUCAUGGUAUUUGUUACGGUGGUCUGUGUCGGUGCGAGGAGGGAUGGACUGGAACCGUAUGUGAUCAGAAGGCCUGUCACCCACUGUGUAGCAAGAACGGUGUGUGUAAGGAGGGGAAGUGUGAGUGUGACCAGGGCUGGACUGGAGAGCACUGUAAUAUUGAGGGUUGUCCAGGUCUCUGCAACAACAAUGGGAGAUGCACCCUAGAGGCCAGUGGCUGGCACUGCAUCUGUCAGUCAGGAUGGAGAGGAGCAGGAUGUCAUGUAGCCAUGGAAACCCUUUGUACUGAUGGCAAAGACAAUGAAGGAGAUGGCUUGACUGAUUGUAUGGAUCCAGACUGCUGUCUGCAGCCCUCCUGUCAGAACCAGUUGUAUUGCAAAGGAUCACCUGACCCAGUGGAAGUCCUUGUCCAGUUCUCCUCUUCACUGGCCCCUCAGCAGACUGCCAGGUCUUUCUACCAGCGCAUCCACUUCCUCCUUGGUCCUGAGUCCACUCAUGUCAUAUCCAGUGACAGUCCAUUCAAUAAAAGUUUGGUGUCAGUAAUCCGUGGUCAGGUUUUGACAGCUGAUGGAACACCCCUGAUUGGAGUCAAUGUGUCAUUCGUCCACUACCCUGAACAUGGAUACACUGUUACACGGAACGAUGGCAUGUUCGAUUUACUGGCCAAUGGUGGAGCAUCCCUGACAUUAAGUUUCGAACGUGCUCCGUUCUUGACCCAGUAUCGAACUGUGUGGGUGCCUUGGAAGGUAUUCUAUGUGAUGGACACUCUGGUCAUGAAGAAGGAGGAAAAUGACAUUCCCAGCUGUGACCUGAGUGGUUUUGUCAGACCCAGUCCUGUCAUUGUCGCACCCCCACUGUCAAUGUUCUACAGAAGUUCACCUGAGGAUGGCCCCAUCAUACCAGAAACCCAGGUUUUACAAGAAGAAACCGCAAUCCCUGGCAGUUAUCUCAACCUGAUCUACCUAAGUUCAAGAGCUGCAGGUUAUAAGCCAGUCGUCAAAGUCACCAUGACACAGUCAUCUAUACCUUUUAACCUGAUGAAGGUUCAUUUGAUGGUGGCUGUGGUGGGACGUCUCUUCCAAAAAUGGUUCCCAGCUCAGCCAAAUCUUUCUUACACCUUCAUUUGGGACAAGACAGAUGCUUAUGGCCAACGUGUUUAUGGACUAUCAGAGGGAGUUGUGUCGGUGGGGUUUGAAUACGAGUCUUGCCUGGACCUGAUCCUGUGGGAGAAGAGAACGGCCGUUUUACAAGGCUACGAGAUGGAUGCUUCCAACAUUGGAGGAUGGACUCUCGAUAAACAUCACAUUUUGGAUGUACAAAACGGUAUCCUGUACAAAGGCAAUGGUGAGAACAUAUUUGUUUCCCAGCAACCUCCAGUCAUUAGCAGCAUUAUGGGAAAUGGACGCCGCCGUAGCAUUUCUUGCCCGAGCUGCAAUGGCCAAGCAGAGGGUAAUAAGCUAUUGGCACCCCUUGCUUUGGCAUGUGGAGCUGAUGGCAGUGUGUAUGUUGGAGACUUCAACUACAUCAGGAGGAUCUUCCCCUCUGGAAAUGUUACCAGUGUGAUGGAGCUCAGAAACAAAGAUUUCAGACAUAGCAACAACCCUGCCCAUAGAUAUUAUUUGGCUACUGAUCCAGUGACAGGACAGCUUUAUGUCUCAGACACCAACUCAAGACGACUCUACAGACCAAAGAACCUCGGUGGUGCCCGGGACCUUAUCAGUAAUGGGGAGGUUGUGGCUGGUACUGGUGAACAAUGUCCGCCAUUUGAUGAAGCACGGUGUGGAGAUGGAAGAAUAGCUACAGAAGCUCAGUUACUGGGACCUAAAGGGAUUGCAGUUGACAAAAAUGGUUUAAUCUACUUUGUGGAUGGGACGAUGAUCAGAAAAGUGGAUCGCAAUGGGAUCAUCUCCACAGUGUUGGGAAGCAAUGACUUGACUUCUGCACGACCUCUGACCUGUGAUACCAGCAUGCACAUAAGACAGGUUCGUUUGGAAUGGCCCACUGAUCUAGCAAUCAGUCCCAUGGAUAACUCCAUCUAUGUUUUGGACAACAAUGUUGUGCUGCAGAUCACUGAAGAUAGACAGGUAUUGUCUGUUCGUAUCGUGGCAGGCCGUCCCAUGCACUGCCAAGUACCUGGUAUUGAAUACACUAUGGGAAAAAAAGCUGUUCAGACCAUGCUAGAGGGAGCAACAGCCAUUUCCUUGUCCUACAAUGGCAUUCUGUACAUCACAGAGACAGACGAGAAAGAAAUCCAUCGCAUUCGACAGGUCUCAACUGAUGGAGAAAUUACCUAUGUUGCCGGAGCACCAUCUGAUUGUGACUGCAAGAAUGAUGCCAGCUGUGACUGUUACCAAACAGGAGAUGGUUAUGCAAAAGACGCACGACUUAAUUGUCCUUCCUCUUUGGUGGUAUCCCCGGAUGGGACUCUGUACGUGGCCGAUCUAGGAAAUAUUCGCAUUCGAGCAAUCCGGCGGAACCAACCACUUACUGGCUCUUUAGCAUCUGGUCCUAGCUAUUAUGAAGUGGCCUCUCCAGCCUCCCAGGAGCUCUAUGUGUUUGACUUGAAUGGAACGCACCAAUUCACACUAUCCCUAGUCACUGGAGACUAUAAAUACAAUUUUAGCUACAGCAAUGAGGAGGAUUUAACAGCAGUGACUGACAGCAGCGGUAACACACUCCGUAUACGUAGAGAUACCAACAGGAUGCCUGUACGUGUGGUUGCGCCAGACAAUCAGGUCAUCUGGCUGACCAUUGGAACAAAUGGGGGUCUGAAGUCUCUCACAGCCCAGGGUCAAGAGCUGGUCUUGUUUAGUUACCAUGGCAACAGUGGCUUACUAGCGACCAAAAGCAUCCAAAUUGGAUGGACUACUUUCUAUGAUUAUGACAGUGAGGGUCGUUUGACUAAUGUAACCUUCCCCACUGGCAUGGUUACCAAUCUCCACGGCGACAUGUCAUCAGGGGCAGUUGCUGUGGAUAUUGAGACGUCAGGGAGGGACGAGGAUGUUUCCAUAACGACCAACCUGUCAUCUAUCGACUCAUUCUAUACUCUGGUGCAGGACCAGCUUCGAAACAGCUACCAAGUGGGUAAUGAUCAUUCUCUUAGAGUCAUCUAUGCCAAUGGGAUGGAUACACAUUAUCAGACUGAGCCUCAUAUUCUGGCAGGUGCCGCCAACCCAACUGUGGCGCGACGCAACAUGACACUUCCAGGAGGGAACGGCCAAAAUCUGGUGGAGUGGAGGUUUAGGAAGGAACAGACUCGAGGAAAAAUCAUUGUCUUUGGAAGGAAGCUCAGAGUGAAUGGAAGGAACCUAUUGUCUGUAGAUUACGAUCGCACUUUACGAACAGAGAAGAUUUAUGAUGAUCACCGGAAGUUCCUUCUGAAGAUCAUUUAUGACACCCAAGGGCAUCCGACACUCUGGGUUCCAAGCAGCAAGUUACUUGCUGUUAACCUGACAUACUCCAGUACUGGGCAGGUAACUGGCUUGCAAAGGGGUCCAACCACAGAGAAAUGGGAGUAUGACAGUCAAGGAAGGAUCAUUUCCAGAGUAUUUGCUGAUGGAAAGACAUGGAGCUACACCUAUUUAGAUAAGUCCAUGGUCUUACUGCUGCAUAGCCAGCACCAGUACAUUUUCGAUUAUGACUCACGGGACCGCUUGUCAGCUGUUACCAUGCCAAGCGUGGCUCGACACACCAUGCAGACCAUCAGAUCCAUUGGCUACUACAGAAAUAUCUACACUCCACCUGAGAGCAACGCCUCAGUUACUGUGGACUAUUCUGAAGAUGGACAGCUCCUUAGAGUUGCCCAUCUUGGAACUGGACGGCGUAUAUUGUACAAAUAUCGCAGACAGAACAAGAUGGCAGAGAUUCUGUAUGAUUCAACUCGCGUCAGUUUUACAUAUGAUGAGACGGCAGGUGUGCUGAAGACGGUCAACUUGCAGACUGAAGGGUUUAUAUGUUCCAUACGUUACCGCCAAAUUGGCCCACUGGUUGACCGGCAAAUAUUCCGCUUCAGUGAGGAUGGGAUGGUGAAUGCACGUUUUGACUACACCUACGACAACAGUUUCAGAGUCACCAGCAUGCAGGCUGUAAUCAAUGAAACGCCACUGCCAAUCGAUCUCUAUCAAUUUGAUGACAUAUCAGGAAAAGUGGAGCAAUUCGGAAAGUUUGGAGUCAUCUAUUAUGACAUCAACCAGAUAAUCUCCACGGCAGUUAUGACCUACACCAAACAUUUUGAUCAGCAUGGUCGCAUCAAGGAGAUCCAGUAUGAGAUCUUCAGAUCUCUGAUGUACUGGAUCACCAUUCAGUAUGACAACAUGGGACGAGUCACUAAGCGUGAGAUUAAGAUUGGACCAUUUGCCAACACGACCAAAUAUGGAUAUGAAUAUGAUGUUGAUGGACAGUUGCAGACAGUCUCACUCAAUGCAAAAAUGAUGUGGAGGUAUAAUUAUGACCUAAAUGGGAAUUUACAUCUGUUGAAUCCGGGAAACAGUGGUCGGUUGACACCUCUUCGUUACGACCUCAGAGAUCGAAUCACUCGUCUGGGUGAUGUUCAGUACAAAUUGGAUGAUGAUGGUUUUCUAAGACAGAGAGGGGCAGAAAUAUUUGAAUAUAACUCCAAAGGUCUUCUUGUUCGGGUCUACAGUAAAGCCGGUAGUUGGACCAUCCAGUACCGUUAUGAUGGUCUGGGUAGGCGAGUGGCAGCAAGGAACAGUCUAGGACAACAUCUGCAGUUUUUCUAUGCUGACCUGAACUACCCCACCAGGAUCACACAUGUUUAUAACCACUCGAGCUCUGAAAUCACCUCCUUUUACUACGACUUGCAGGGUCAUGUUUUUGCUAUGGAAAUCAGCAGUGGAGAAGAGUUUUAUAUUGCAUGUGACAACACUGGCACUCCACUGGCUGUCUUCAGCAACAAUGGACUCUUACUUAAACAGGUGCAGUACACGGCGUACGGCGAGAUUUAUUUUGAUUCAAACCCAGACUUUGUGCUGGUAAUUGGUUUCCACGGAGGCUUGUAUGAUCCUCUGACACGUUUGCUACAUUUCGGAGACAGAGACUAUGACAUUCCCGCCGGGAGGUGGACAACCCCUGAUGUCAGCGCAUGGACCAGAGUUGGUAAAGACCCUCAGCCUUUCAAUCUUUACAUGUUCCAAGGCAACAACCCCAUCAGCAAAAUUCAUCAAGUCAAAGAAUAUGUGACAGAUAUCAACAUCUGGUUGGUCACAUUUGGAUUCCAUCUUCACAACGCAAUUCCAGGAUUCCCCAUUCCAAACUUUGACUUGACACAGCCAUCGUUGGAAAUGAAAAAAAGUCAGCUGUGGGAUGACCUACCUUCUAUCUCAGGCAUCCAGCAGGAGGUGACACGUGAGACUCGUGCCUUUCUAUCUUUUGAGCGGAUGCCAGAAAUCCAGCUGAGUCGACGCCAUACAGCCUACACUAAACCGUGGCUCUGGUUUGCGACAAUCAAGUCUCUCAUUGGGAAAGGAGUGAUGCUUGCCGUCAUCCAAGGCCGUGUGGUGACCAGCGCUCUCAACAUUGCCAACGAGGACUGCAUCAAAGUGGCCGCAGUCCUAAACAAUGCAUUUUACCUGGAGGAUCUGCAUUUUACUGUGGAAGGACGGGACACCCACUACUUCAUCAAGACAAGCCUGCCCGAGAAUGAUCUUGGCGCACUUCGGCUCACUUCGGGACGUAAAUCACUCGAAAAUGGCGUGAAUGUGACCGUGUCACAGUCUACAACGGUGAUGAAUGGCCGAACACGGCGCUUUGCUGAUGUGGAGCUGCAGUAUGGGGCCCUGGCACUCCACGUGCGUUAUGGAACAACGCUGGAUGAGGAGAAGGCACGUGUCCUGGAGCACGCCAGGCAGAGGGCCUUGACAAGCGCCUGGACCUGUGAACAGCAGCGCGUCAGAGAUGGCGAGGAGGGAGUUCGGCUGUGGACAGAGGGAGAGAAAAGGCAGCUGCUGAGUGGUGGGAAGGUUUUGGGUUAUGACGGGUAUUACGUCUUGUCCAUAGAGCAGUACCCUGAGCUAGCUGACAGUGCCAACAACAUCCAGUUCUUGCGUCAGAGUGAAAUAGGGAGGAGGUAACAGGGCAUUAGCUGAGGCUUUAUUUCUACACUGAGGACUGACGAAGACUCCAAAAAGAUGAAAAACAAAUUGUCUUUGAACAGUAAAUGGAUGUCACAGACUGAACUGUCUUCAAAGUCCAAGGUAGACACAAAAGAGCCUCCAUGUUUGCAUAUCUAUUUUUCUCUGAGGACAAUAAGACACUAAAAAGAUAAUGAAACAAUCAGAUCAACAUAACUGAGAUGAAACAAUAACAAUCUGAUUUAAAUUCCAAGAAACAAGAAAACCUUCAGUCUAAUGACCGUCUUUCUUUCUUAGGUUCUUCCUGUCUCUCUUUUCUCUUUCUUUCUCUUUCUUUGAAAUGCCUUUGAACAAACAGCAUAUGCAUGCAUGCUCCACCCUCUCACUCAAUCUUUGGAAGGUGGAGCUAACCUGAAUGUUGUGUGUCAUGCUGUCAAGCUGUGAUUACAGCAGAAGUACAGACUGGUUUAGCAUAUACAACAGCUGUCAUGGCUGAAUGAGUUGCCAAGCACUUCAACAGUUCUAAACUGUCUGAGCAGAGAACAAAACAAAUGUCUGUGGAUCCCUGGUGGAUGUUGCCAGUAUCGUUAAACCGUGGAGUCAGAUGUAACUUUCACCAUUGCUGUUUGACCCCUCACGGGCCAAUGUCUAUAAGGAUCUCUUGUUGUUUAUGGCUGGCGCAAUCAAGCAGAACUGCUGUGGACUUUCUCCAAGAGAGAAUAGCACAUAAAAUGACUAUGAUUUGUAUGAAGGAAAGUAAAGGAUAAAUUUGUUUGAAAAUGUUUGUUUCGUAUUUUAUCAAAACAUUGUAUUGUAUUUGCAUUGGGGGAAAAGGGGGAUUAUAAAAAUGAAGAAAAAAGUGUUUACAUAAUAUUACAGAUACCAUUACUACUGUAACUAUAAUCAUCACCACCACCCCAGGAAUGGACUAUGAUCUUAAUCCAACAAAAUCUGACAUUUCAAGGUUUUUUUUUUCAUAUUGCUAACCAGAACCUAUGAUAUGUUUGAUCAGUUGUCAUGAACUUCUCAUAUGCAUCCCCGCUACAUCAACAACUCCAUGAAGGAGACAGGAUAGUGCUGUAGGUGUUUAUGGUUCUCUUUGGAUGGACUGUGUGGUUCUGCAUAACACUGAUCUGCUUCUAAGUCCAAGAGUCCUACAAUUCUGCAAAAUGUGACUCAGUCUUAUAAUGCAUAGAACUUGUGUUUUUAUCGGUCAAAGUUGGUAGUAUCGCUUGCAAUAGAAACAUGUUGUCGUGGUUUUUUUUUGGGGGGGGGGGGGUGGAGUUGCUGUGAUUAGUAACUGUUGUUGCUUCUCUCAACAUAUUUGCUUGUCUCUCUUUAAGAGGAGAGUGUAUUGCUGUCAGUGACUUUGAGUAAGUAAUCAAGAAUCAAGAGUAUGUUUUUCCAUUGACUGUAGGUCUUUGUAUUAUUAGAGGUUUUCUUGUGUGUGUUUGUUUUCAAGGGUGGGAAGUAGAGAUGCACCGAUCCGAUAUCUGGAUCGGAUAUCGGCCCCGAUAUCAACAAAAUAGAUGGAUCGGGUAUCGGAAAAUGCAGCCGAUCUGUGAGCCGAUACUUUCCUUAAUCUAUUGGGACGCGGGCUACGUCAUACGUCAGCAGCACGUGUGCCGCAUGCCACGAGAGUUUUCUAAACAAACGCAAACAUGGAGCGAACGUUCGCUUCUCUUCCCCGGGUUGCUAAGCGGACGUCAAACCCUGCGCGUUCGCUUCUCUUCGGGUUGCUAAUGGGACGUCAAAGGCUGCGCGUUCGCUUCUCUCCCGAAUGGGGGGGGGGGUGUGUGUGGAGGCUAAUCGGAUGUCAAACGCUGCGUGUUCGCUUCUCUUCCGGGGGGGUGUUAAUGGGACGUCAAACGCUUUGUGUGGCGGGCUCCAUCUAGUGUGGAAACUGAGAAGCUGAGCUCAAGCUUCUUGUGCGGGCCAUAUUCAAUUAUGUUUUCAGAAUUUGCUGCGGGCCAAUAAAAACUGGACCGUUAGUUUGGACACCCCUAAUUUAGAGCAAAGAACUGUGUAGUCUGCCUGAUGCCAUUGCCUUUGGUCUUUUCUGUUUCACAUGUAGAGUUAUGUAGCUUGUUAAGUCAACCAUAAUAUCGGAUCGGUAUCGGGUAUCGACCGAUACGCAAAGCCACGGCAUCGGUAUCGGUAUCGAAACUGAAAAAGUCGGAUCGGUGCAUCUCUAGUGGGAAGGCAAUCUGAAUCAUUUUAAAGACAGUAUACUAAUACAGAGCAUUUACAUCAUAUGCCAAGACAAUUGAGACAAGUUAAUGUGUUAUGGAUUCAUCAUUUUUAUAUUGAAGGUUGAGAAAUUGCACUUAACAGUUCAAUACUAGUCUCAGAGAAAGUAAUUUAUGUACAGUGUUUCUACAGUAAACAAUAAAAACUUUGAAACUCCCA